AUGCGUGUGGGGAAGAGAAAAGGGUACCACAGGAGCCUCCCAAUCACCCGCAUGCAGCUAUUGACUGGUUGCAUGGAGCAAUUAAACUAUCGCAUCUCUCCGAUGCAUGUACAGGGGCAAUCCGCCGACGCCAGCAGCCUCCCCGCCGACGACAUGCUCGGCGACUCCGGCGGCAUAAGCGGCGGCGGUCCGUGGUCUGGCCGCAUCCAGUGGGCGCGGGAGGAGACGCUGGCCCUCAUCAGGAUCCGGUCGGAGAUGGCCGCCGCCUUCCGCGACGCCGCAGUCAGGGGCAGGGCUCCCCUCUGGAUCUGGGAAGAGGUCGCCAGCAAGCUUGCGGAGCUUGGCUACGAGAGGAGGAGCGCCAAGAAGUGCAGGGAGAAGCUUGGGGGCAUGAACAGGUCCUACAAGCGCGCCGAGAAGAGCCGGGCCGGCAGGCAGGACGGCAGGAGCUACCCCUUCUCCCAGGCGCUCGACGCGCUGCACGCCGCCACCGCCCGCGCGUGGCUACAGAAGCACCAGGAGCAGCUGCUGAUGGUCCUUGGCGGCCGCGGCCCCCCGCCGCUGCACGCCUUCUCGGCGCCGCGACCGAUGAGCACAAUGCCGCCGCCGCCGCCGCCACCGAGGUUCCCGAUCAUGCCGGCUCCUGUUUCCUGGGCGGCGGCGGCGGAGCUCCCCCAGCCACCUCCCGUCUGUCUGCAAAACCUGAGCUUCCCGUUCAUGUCCGAGUCUGAGUCGGACGACGACGGGUCCGGGGAUGGCGAGAUGGCGGCGGCGACCGGCGACUGCCCGGAUGGCCUCGGCAACCGCAAGCGCAAGCGGGGCGGCGGCAGGGAGAAGAUGAUGGCUUUCGUGGAGGGGCUGAUGAAGCAGGUCGUCGGGAGGCAAGAGGAGAUGCAGCAGCGGUUCCUGGCGACCAUGGAGAAGAGGGAGGCGGAGCGCGCGGCGCGGGAGGAGGCCUGGCGCCGGCAGGAGGUGGCCCGGCUCAAGCGCGAGCAGGAGCAGCGCGCGCACGAUCGCGCCGCGGCGGCCGCACGCCACGCCUCCAUCAUCGCCUUCAUCCAGCGCGUCGGCGGGCAUGGCGCGCAAGUCCCGCCCGUCGUCUUCCCUACGCCCACGCCGACGCAGUUCCAGACCCCGCCGCCGCGUCAGGCCACACCGCAGCCCAUCCCAGCCGCGCCGCUCCAACGCCAGCCACCGCCGCAACCUCGACAGAAGCUGCCGCCGCGGCGGGCCACGCCGCCGCCCAUCCCAGCUGCGCCACUCCAAUGGCAGCCGCCGCCGACGCAGCAGCAGCCGCCGCCCAUCCCAGCUGCGCCGCUCCAAUGGCAGGCACCGCCGCGGCGAGCCACGCCGCCGCCCCAGCCGCAGCCCAUCCCAGCCGCGCCGCUCCAAUGGCAGCCACCGCCGCAACCACCACAGGCACAGCACAAGGAAACGAUGCAGGAAGAAGCGGAUCGACCCCGACUUCCGCUGGCUCAUCAGCACUCGCCCUGGUUCCCGCCGCCAUGGAGCAGUGCUUCCCCCAAGUUUGCAGAUCACACCUUGCAGCAGUCGUAG
Messenger RNA from Triticum aestivum (bread wheat), 1557 nucleotides. Its product is annotated as trihelix transcription factor GTL1-like. Lineage: Eukaryota; Viridiplantae; Streptophyta; Magnoliopsida; Poales; Poaceae. The transcript is spliced from 2 exons. The record is from RefSeq and is a predicted model, not a curated record. Bases 1 to 1557 code for a protein of 518 amino acids.